This is a messenger RNA of Oppiella nova, 2219 nucleotides long. The record is from the annotation of a GenBank genome assembly. NCBI's taxonomy places the organism in Eukaryota, Metazoa, Arthropoda, Arachnida, Sarcoptiformes, Oppiidae.
UUCCAAUACGCGAGCACCGACAUGGAUAAGGUGCUGCUCAAGUACACCGAGUACAAUGAACCCCAUGAAAGUAGGACUAACAGCGAUAUCGUUGAGGCACUCAAUAAGAAGGAGCACAAGGGCUCGUCCAACGGGUGCGACAGUCCUGAGCCCGACGACUCUCAAUACACUUUGACUCCAAGAACUGAAGCCAAAUAUAAUAAAAUCAAUGAAGAGUUUGAACUCAUGAUGCAAAGGAACGCCGCACAUAUUAAUGGCAACAGAUCAACACCGACAUCAGGAAUGAAUCAAUCGUCCGGAAUAUCUCCCAUUCCCGUGACUCUGCCCUUAAACUCUUCGCCAUACGGGCCUCAGGAUUCUAGUCUAUUGCAAAGCACUCAACUCUCACCUCAUUCUUCAUGUGUUAGUCCCCGACCCAGUUCUUCAAACGCAAUGCUUGAUAUGACAAAUCCGACCACAAAUACUAACGGAUACCAUCGCUCCUGUUCUCCAUCAGCGCUGUCAGGAAGCAGUUCUCCAAACCUGGUGUCCGUCAAACAGGUUCAUGCGGUCAAGAACUCCACACCCAAUGGUACGACAGGCGCUAACCGAGGAAUGCGAGUCGUUAUGUCUAAUUCACACAACAAUUUAACACCCCGAAAUGGCAUCUUAGGAAACACAGCAAUCUCUGUGACCACUUCUAUCCCCGGUAUGCCUGGCUAUCCGUCCUCUUUAGGCUCUUUUGGUCCGAAUGACUUUCAACUGAAUUCGGAGUUAGCACUGGCAGGUUUCAACUCUCCAGGUCUACUCCAUAACUGGUCGUCUCAGCACUCACUCGGUUUAACACACGGAGGCGCUUCACAACCUGGUAACGCAGGCCUUCCCCACCUGUCUGUGAGCAGUAGUACACCCCCGCCCUCAUCGUCUCCGCUAUCUAUAAAAGUGAAGAGUGAACCGAUAUCACCACCGCGUGAUGGCACACAUCCCCAACACGCAAGUCUGGGUCCGUUACAGAGGCCCCCUUCGAGCACAACCGGCCAUUUAUCUCCAGGACACCCAUUGACACCAUCGACAUCAUCCUCACCCGACCCAUCCGGCAGUUCUGACUAUGAGGGGCCCAUUCAGAAGCGAAUAAGGGUUACGGCUGACGGCUGGCCCGCUUAACACUGACUGACUGUUCACUAUUUGUUUGAUUAGAGAAUAUUUUAUCAAAGUUUCAUAAAUCAGAUGCGAAAUGAUUUGAAAAACUGAUUGUUUGUAAUAAAUGACAUUUAGAUUCAGUUGACUCUCUAAUACUGAAAGCUUAUCGAGAGUUAAAGUGAUUUGAAGAAGAAUUGGAGAUAUUGUGUCCACAUAUUGGAUACAAUGAAGUGAUUGAGAGUCCACUUAUAAUAAACAUGUCUUUGAAGUAAAAAUGUUUGUGAAAUAAAUUCGUUGAAACAGUGCUCAGAAGGAGUGGAACAGCGACUCAAUGUAUUAUAUAAUCCCUGACUUUUAGCACAGCUUUCAAGUUAUCACAAAUGGAAAGCAUUUAAAUAUUGGAUUUCAUAAGACUUAAUAAGACUUUUGGCUGCCUUUAAUCAAACAAACCUCCUGUGUUGUGACCCCCAUUCAAAUGCCUUCACAACGAGUGCAUAACAGAUAUAACAGAUCAGAACAAACAUACAAAUGGCUAAUAAUUGAACAUAACUUAACCGAACCGCCGAUGACAUCACUAUCAACUUGUCUUAAAGUUGGACACCAGAGCUCCCGACCGCUCAUACAUCUGAGGACCAAUGUUUGACUCAUACGUACUGUACAUUACAGUACAGUUGCCUUUAUUUAUAACUAACUGAUAAUCGAUCGGUUGUACACUUUUGGCCAACUUUUCUAACUUUUCAAUAGAGAAUCAUUGAAUUGUGACAUUUGAUGAGAUGAUUACAAGCAAAUGAUGGUUUAAUUGUCUGUAUAGUCGUUAUGAUAAUGAAUGUAAUUACAGCUAAUGGUAACAGAAUUUUCAAUGGCCUUCAAUCUGACCACUGCUUCAUAGAGUAAAUCGCAGACAACUAACAAAUAAGACAUUUAUUGGAUAAUUAGUGAGAUUUUCUUCCUAGUGAUUAGUGAUUACAUUAUUGCCAAUAGUUAUGUGUUUUUACUAAUUAAUCAAAUGCUUAUUAAUUAUGAAUAUUAAUACAAUUGUUGAGAAACACAUUAAGUGCCACUGCUGUUGAUAUUUUAAAGAUCUAAUAAUUAUUGUACAC